GGGCUGUACGCAAUUUCGAUGAAUUGCUCUACCGCAACCGAAACGCAGUUCAACUCUGCUUUACGAUUGGCGCGUGAUGCUCAGUUGUGGACGUUUGUCAAUCUCAAUUUGGCGCUGCUGUAUCUUCGCGAUGGUCGAGAGUCCGACUUUUACGGCCUGGCCGAUAGAGUCAACCCGGAGAGCGUUCAGAACUUCUCCUCCUGCCUGCGACCUGCUGCCUGCUUUCUCAAAGGUCUUCACUUGUUUAUGCAGUCAAGACUGUCGGAAUCGAAGACGAAUAUUCUUUAUUCUAAACAGGACACCAGUUUUUUGUUUCGUUUGCUGACUGCGUGUCUGUUCUAUGUAAAUGUGCCGUUUCAGGAAGGUUUUGAAGAGACUGUGAAAGUAAUGAACGCUGCCAGUCAAAUCGCACGAUCUGUUCCGGACAUGGAAUGCCAGCUGUGGGCAUCCUCCCUUCUUAAAGACAUCGACUUAUACUUGGACGUAAAUUACGCCUUUGACCUGGAAUUCACUUGUCCUUCGACAAAUCCUUCGAUGUAG
Molecule: messenger RNA, 540 nt
Organism: Soboliphyme baturini
Lineage: Eukaryota; Metazoa; Nematoda; Enoplea; Dioctophymatida; Soboliphymatidae
Source: the annotation of a GenBank genome assembly